This is a messenger RNA of Exaiptasia diaphana, 2608 nucleotides long. RefSeq lists its product as uncharacterized. Lineage: Eukaryota; Metazoa; Cnidaria; Anthozoa; Actiniaria; Aiptasiidae. Bases 1 to 2505 code for a protein of 834 amino acids. The transcript is spliced from 8 exons. The record is from RefSeq and is a predicted model, not a curated record.
AUGCCUUCUACUAUCGUUGCAGAGUUGAGYCAGCGGUAYAYGGYUAAAAGAGCAUGCUCAUUCUGUCGCUACUCACUGGUAAUCAGCAACCUUGAAUCAAGUGACAGUGGUGGAUACGCCUGUCAUGUUAAUGGCACCAUUGGUUCAGGACAACAUCUUUUCCUUCUGUCUGUCACUGAAACAACAGUUUUGCCGACUUCUGGUGAUGGAGAAAAGCCAAGUCCUGUCGCCUUAUUUUGUCACUUUCUUGCACGACUUCAUCUCGUCGAGUGCUCAAGUGUUUGCAAAGAAAAGAUAAUGGCUUUGGUUCAAGUCAUUCUUAUUAUGUGCCUAGCGACGUCAGUCACUUCCAAAGUGUUCUACGUUGAUCAGAAAAAUGGCAAAGAAGGAAAUACCGGUGAUUCAAUCACAACCCCAUUUACUACCAUCCAGGAGUGCAUUGACGCUGUUAAAGACCCUGGGGACGAGUGUCGYAUAAGAAAGGGUCGAUACCACGAAGACGUCACCAUUUCUGGAAAACACGGUACUAAAGAUCGUCCAAUCAUCAUCGCUGGCUAUGAAAACGAGCAGCCAAUCAUUGACGGAACCGUUCUCUUGAAAACAACCUGGAAGUUCUACAGAUCGUCCCCAAAUAAUCGUAUUUUCAAAGGCGUUAUACAAGAAGACAUCUGGCAACUCUUUGUCGAUGACGUCAUGAUGACCAACGCCCGCUGGCCAAACGCACUUUGGUCGGAUUUCACYGUUUUUAAUAACUCCUACUGGGGAAAGUCUGCCUUGACUUCCACCAGAGAUAAAAUGGUCGAUAACGGCGAUAAAGACCUUGCMGGCAGUGGAAUCAAUGCAGCUGAUGCAAUGGCAAUUUUGAACAUUGGCAGUUUUAAUACAUUUGUGGCCAAAGUCCUCAGUCACAGUCCUGGGCAGAAUUUCUUCACGUACAACAACACAUUUGGAAAUCACCACUUCAAGCCARGGCUGAACCAGUACUUCUUGGARGACAAGUUAGAUCUUUUAGACCAGGCAGGCGAGUGGUUUUACGAUAAAAACACUCGGGAGUUAUAUGUAUGGAACUACGAUGGACGCCAUCCAUCCAAACAUSUUCUUCGUGGAAAGACUCAGACCUACGCCUUUCACAUAACUGACAGCAGCAACAUCGUCUUCGCCAACAUGACAUUCUUUGCAACCACCCUCAAAGCAGAGAGCACUUCUCCAACAAAAGUCAUUGAUAACCUGCAAUUCUUGUCAGUAAAUUUYAGCUUCCCUUCGUAUUCGAAGCGAAUGCUUGGCUCCCCUUUGCCACCUGAGUGGACCAAGAUCAAUGCAAAGUAUAGAUGGAGGCCUGCAAGACCAUUCACAAUGUUCAAUUGCACCUUCUAUGGCACGGACGGUGCGGCUUUGGAGUAUGCAAGUAUGAAUGCAACUUUAGAGAAUAACCUCUUUGCGAGAAAUGAUUGGACUGGAGCAAUGAUGACAACGGCAACUGGUGGCUUUGGGACUGUUGUGUCCAAAGGAGAGGGAGACAGAUUCAUAAGGAAUACAUUGAGCUACAAUGGUGCAAGUGCUGGUUAUCGCAUAUCCCUCCCUCGACCACUGGUACAACUGAAUCAUUUUCACCACCAAUGCUGGGGAAUGAUUCAAAACGAUGGGAGCCAUGUUCAAACACAAAUUAAAGGCCAAACCAAUGCACUGUUCAAACAGAACUGGGUGCACGGCAGUCCGAAGUAUGGGUUACGCUUCGAUGGCGAACCUCCAAAGAUUGGUCAACAUGGAACAAUGGACAGCAACGUGGCUUGGAAGAUGAACGGUUUGAUGAUUAAAGGGGAUUACCAUACAGUGAAGAACAAUUUAGCUUUUGAUAAGAACAACGGAAAGGGCGGAGAUAAGCAGGAGACUGGCUGUACCCUAUGUGUGCUGAAAUACGUGCGAUCCAACCCUGUGCCCAUCAAUAACAACUCGAUUGUUAUCGCCAACGCGGCCUCCACAGCAAACGGCGGCAAACAUAAGAAAGUGACCUUUCCCUUGGCCGGUAAAGUGAUAAAAAACAACGUCGUUGGAAGCAUUCGGCAACAAGUUGUAGACGCGGACAAUUACGACUUCCGUCCGAAGCCCGGAUCCAAAUAUAUCCCUAACAGUGUUGGUCCAUACUCGUACAACUCUGAAGGUGCCACUUACUGGAUUCCAGGAAGACAGCUUUACAAAACCAGUACACCUGUCCCCCCAGAUUCCAGUGUUACAGUAAAGAAAAGCCGGGACGCACUGAUGUGGCUGAACGCACUCGGUGCACAUGUUCAUCAUGUCUACUUUGGCGACGACUUUACGAAGGUUUCCGAAGCGACAACGGAAUCACYCGAAUACAAGGCGAAGAUUGCGAACGACGGCAACGUGUACUACCUGAAGGAAAGUCUUCAGCAGUCGACACAAUACUUCUGGAGAGUGGAUGCCGAGGUUUCUCAAGAGGAAAUCUACAAAGGAGAUGUUUGGUCUUUUACAACAAARUCCUCAAACUGAAAUCGGAUGUACUCGACACCUUAAAAUCACAUUCAAAGGAUAGGGUAUUAGGGAAAUAUGUAACGRUGAUGGGAUUGUUAACCAUUAAAAAAAGCAUCAAGCA